AUGGAAAAACAUUCAAAGUCAAUGUAUCAUUAUAGAUGUUUAUGGUAUUCAUUAUUGGUAAUGACUUAUUUACCAUUAUUCAUUUUAAUGAUGUUUAUGGUAACUAGGGAUUUAAGAGUAGCUUUAAAAGAAGAAUCAAAAACAAACUCAUUAAUCAAAUCAAUUUGUUUAGAUAAAGAUGGCAGUGAUUUUGGGUAUUGCGAAAAAAAUGACUUUAGUACAAAAGAAAUAGAUGAAGAUAUUAUAAUAGACUAUAAUAUGUAUUUAAAUAAUAAUAAAACUUUACAUGGUUGGGACUCAUAUUCUUGGCACGAUGGUAAAAUGGAAUUGAAAAUGAUCAUUUCAUAUUUUCAAGUAAUGGUUAUUUAUGUAAUUGUAGUUGUAACUAUUGUAUUUGAAUUUUAUAAAGGAAAAUCAAAAAAAAAAAAUUCAAGAUACUAUUAA
This is a messenger RNA of Dictyostelium purpureum, 444 nucleotides long. RefSeq lists its product as uncharacterized. The transcript has 2 exons. The coding region runs from base 1 to 444 and encodes 147 amino acids. NCBI's taxonomy places the organism in Eukaryota, Evosea, Eumycetozoa, Dictyosteliales, Dictyosteliaceae. The record is from RefSeq and is a predicted model, not a curated record.